Molecule: messenger RNA, 2077 nt
Organism: Chironomus riparius
Lineage: Eukaryota; Metazoa; Arthropoda; Insecta; Diptera; Chironomidae
Source: the annotation of a GenBank genome assembly
GAUUUUUCGAGAAGUGAGCUUCGAUUGUAUUCUCGAAGUUUAUAAAAUAAUAUUUUUUUCUCGCGCAAAAUUUCAGUGUAUCUUGAAAUCUACCUAGGACUAGUUCCAUAAAAGUGCAUUUAAUAAAUUGCUAGUUAAAAAAACAAGAAAUUGUGAAGAAGGAAAUCCACAAAGUGGUUUUCAUAAAAAAAAUAAAUAAACAAAGAAAAAAGAAUUGCGUUUCAUCAUCAAAAAGGCAAUUUUCUUUGUUUGGAGGUAACAAAAUUGUCCCAAUAAUUUCGGCACUACAUCGUUUUAUGUAGAUCAUACCCAACAUACUUUGAAGUUAAGCAUAUUUAAAUCCGAUUAGGAAACGGAAAAAAUGCCGAGCGAUUCAGUUCCAAGUGAUCCGAAAGAUAUUCCAGGCAGUAGUUCUGGAUCAUCUUCAAUGGACGGUACACAGCGAUUUCGUACAGAAAGUGAAAGCUCUGAUAAAUCUGGGCCACGUUUUGUAUUACCAGGUACUCCAAGCUCGCCAGCGAGAAUUUUGUCUUUAGAUGAGGUUCAAGACAUGGUGAAAAACAUUAAGAAUAUGGCACUAGCACAUGAGAUUGCUGUAAAUACUGACUUUAAAUUGGAGAAAUAUGAGCCACCAGAAAACAGUAUUGAAAAGAUCAUUAAAGAAACCAUGCAUAAGGCAUUUUGGGAUAUUUUGAGGACUCAAUUAGAAAGUAAUCCACCAAUUUAUGAUCAUGCUUUGGUGCUACUUACUGACAUUAAGGAAGCCUUUCAGUCAAUUUUCUUAGAAAAUAAUAAAAAGGCAUUGGAUAAAAUUAAUGAAAUGCUCGAUACAGACUUGAUUAAACAGCAGGCAGAACAGGGUGUACUAGAUUUUAAGGCUUAUUCAAAUUAUAUCAUUCAUAUAAUGAGUAUGGCGUGUGCUCCUAUCCGUGACGAACAAGUUGCCAAAUUGAGAGAAAUUGAGGAUAUUGUUGAAUCAUUCAAAGGAAUAUUGGAAACUUUAGAGCUUAUGAAGCUUGAUAUGGCAAAUUGUAUAUUGAAUGCAGCAAGAAAUGAGGUCAUUGCCAAUUCUGUCAAGUAUGAGCAGCAGAAGUUUAAAGAAUAUUUGGAAUUUUACAAGGAUGGAUUUCCUGCAACUGAAAAAUGGCUAAAAAGGAACAUCCCAGAAGUCAAUGAAACUGAGCAGUCAACAUCGACGCAGACGAAUGACAUAAAUCCAGAUAAAAAGAUUAAGGAAGUUAUUUUUAACGCCUACAUGGAACUUCUUGCCUGGAACAAAGAAAAUGAGUUUCCUGAAUUCUUCUCAAUGGAUCGUGAACGUCUUGUUGCCUUACAAGGUCGUGCAUUAAGAGUUUGUUCAUGUGCAUCAGCACUAGCCAUUGUUUCUGGACUUCCAGCUAUAUCACAAUCUGCUGAUAUUAAAAAGAGUCUUGCAAAAGAGAUUGAAAUUCUCUUGCAAAAUGUUAAUACAGAGAAGGAACUUGAAGAUGCAUUGCAGAAUGUCUGGCUGCAAAUUAAGUCAGUAUUGACAAAAAGAUUACAAGAAUUAUAUCAAAAGUCAUUGGAUGAAGAGACAGAAAGUUCACUCAAGGCACACAUCAUGAAAAUUGCCAAAUUGGAUGAAUCUCCAGUUCGUAAAUUAAUGUGGAAAAGGCUUUAUACAUAUAUUCAGUUGAUUUUAAGGUCAAAUGUUACAAUUCCACCACCGCCUGGAUUUCAAGAAUUUACAGAAGAGCUUGAAGCACUUGGACAGGCGUUCAGACGUGUUACGUACUAUAAUUAUGCAGUAUACAACGAAUACUAUAAUGAAAUUUUGAACAAACUUAGUAGCAACUAGAUUAGUGAUAACUUGGGAUAAAUUUACAUGUUUAUUAGAUUGAGUGAUGACUUUUAGAGAUGAAAACUGCCGAUGGAAAAUUAAAUAUUUUAAAUGUCUUUGAGUUCCUUAAUAAGUAAUUAAGAAUUCUACUAUCUUCUUUGUUUCUUGAUGUCAAAUAACAAUUUUAAAAUAUCAGAACUAGCACUUUAUAAUAGGUAUUCAAAACUGUGAAUUAGUAAAUUUGUUUUUCUGUGAGGA